AUGGAAGUUGACGAUGAGCCGAUAUUUAUGUAUCGGAGCGUAAUCCCUUAUAGCCAGCGUGAAGGUGUAUUAAAAGCCAUUGAGAAAAUGGAGCGUGACGGUGUCAUCACUCGUGUCGCGUCAAAUGUAUGGGCAACACCAAUUGUGGAAGUCAUCAAAAGUGACGGUAAGAUACCACCAAUUGACUAUGUUUAUCGGUUGACCCUGAACUCAAGGUUGAUAAAGUUUGCGGCUACCACUAUGGAACCAGAAGAUUUCAGUUAA
Molecule: messenger RNA, 264 nt
Organism: Echinostoma caproni
Lineage: Eukaryota; Metazoa; Platyhelminthes; Trematoda; Plagiorchiida; Echinostomatidae
Source: the annotation of a GenBank genome assembly